GAGCUUGUUUGUUUGCAAGAUCAGCCCGUGAAGAUGCUCCAGACCGGCAACUACUCUCUUGUGUUAUUGAUCCAGCUAUCACUGCUGGUCUAUGACCUUUUUGUGAACUCCUUCAGUGAACUUCUAAGAGGAGCACCUGUCAUCCAACUUGUGCUUUUCAUCAUCCAGGACAUUGCCAUCUUGUUCAGUGUGAUUAUCAUCCUGCUGAUGAUGUUCAACACAUACGUGUUCCAGGUCGGCCUAGUGUCACUACUGCUGGAAAGAUUCAGGGCUCUGUUGAUCUUUUCAGCACUGUACCUGACUCUGAGCAUCUGCCUCCACUGCUGGGUGCUGAAUCUAAGAUGGAUUCAGUCAGACCGUUUUGUUUGGACAGAUGGCCUUCAAGCUCUCUUUGUUUUCCAGAGAACAGCGGCAGUAUUAUAUUACUACUUAUAUAAACGGACAGCAGAAUAUAUGGGAGACCCAAGGCUGUAUGAAGACUCUCUGUGGCUGCGUGAUGCCUUCUCUAGAGCACGGCAGUAAACAAAGGACAGACUGAUUUCACAAGAAAAGAGAACCCCUAUUCUGGAUUUUGGACUCUACAUAUUUCCUUUUUUUUUGACACUAUCACACUUGAUAGAAGCUAAUGAUAUUGUACACCUUGU
Molecule: messenger RNA, 644 nt
Organism: Sphaeramia orbicularis (orbiculate cardinalfish)
Lineage: Eukaryota; Metazoa; Chordata; Actinopteri; Kurtiformes; Apogonidae
Gene: tmem138
Product: transmembrane protein 138
Exons: 4
Coding region: 34-522 (162 amino acids)
Cellular component (GO): cilium
Source: RefSeq, a predicted model, not a curated record